AUGGCGGACACACAGCCACCAGGAGGUUGGCCAUGGGGCAAGAACAAGCAGCAGUCAUCCAAGGGUGAUGACGGCUCCGAGGCCCCCACCAGCACAGCCCAACAACAACUCCAAGAUAAGGGCGUUCAAGAACCAGAAGUCCUGCAAGAGGGCGAGGAAGGCGGAAACGCACAGUCCCAAGUGCAAUCCAAAGUCGGCGGCGGCAAGUCGGCUGCCGGCAGCGUCGCCAAGUCUGUCAGGUACGAAGGAGAUGACUACGCAGUCAAAGGCCCUGGUAGUAACAACAGCUUCAGCAGGAACGCCAAGGAGCCCAGCGUCUUGUCCAACGGCGUCAACAAAGAUGAUCUUUCAGAGGAUGCCAAUGGCGCAGUCGAGAACGCGCAGGAGACCGCCCAGUCCGCCAAGGACGACCUCCCCGAGGACGAGGGCAAGGACAUGACCGAGCCUGCGGAGCAAGCUGGUGAGCAGGCCACUGAGAAGGCCGGUGAAGUCGGCGAGGAUUCCCAGAAGGCACAGUCUCAAACUGGCUCCCGAUUCUCCAACUUCGUGAGCGGCGCCAGCAGGAUUGUUCCCUCGUUCGGCGGCGGUAGCAAGAAGUCCCAGCAGGACGACUCCGAGAUCCCGGAGUCCAUCCGCAAGAUCCAGAGCCAAAUCGGCGACCAAGGCACCAACCUGACCAUCCCAGAGGGCUCCCAAGCACAAACCCUGGGCUCCGAGGAAAAGAGCGGCACCGAGGCCACCACCGAAGAAGGUGUCACACCCGCUGAGACCGACGAGCAGGCCACCACUGAGCAGGCCACCACGACGGCAAAGCCCGAGGACAGCCAGUUCACCACCGAGGGUGACGAGCUUGACGGUGAGGAGCUGCGACCCGAGGACUCGGUCACCUACGCUGCUGACAACAGCCAACAACUACCAGGCGACGAACAAACCGAGGGCCAGACUGGCACCGGCACACUCCGCGAACUCCCCGAGGGCACCCAACUUCCUGAAGGCUACACACUCUCUCAAAUCGACCUGAACGACCUCCCAGAGGGUACUCAACUCCCGGACGGCACUCAGAUCCAGGGAUCCCAACUCCAGGAUGGAACCUUGGCAGAGUCUCAACUUCAGGGAACUCUUCCUGAGGGAACUACUCAGUACGAGGGUACCCAAGUUCCAGAGACAGAGGUCGGAACUCAGGCCGAGGGCACGCAAGCCGCCGAGGGCACACAGGCUGCUCCCUCCGAGGCCCAGAUCCCCGACGACCAGCAGACCGAGUACACCUACGCCAGCGGCUACCCAACUGCCACCGUGCAGCCCGAGGCUGAAAUUGACUAUUCCAUCCUCAAGGGCGCCACUGUCAACAAGCUGGGCAAUGUCGUCAACGAGAAGGGCCAGGCCAUCGGCCGCAUCACCCAGGGUAUCACGUCUCACCUCAUCGGCCGAAAGGUUGACGAGAACGGCAUCAUCUGGAACGACAGCGGCAAGGAGAUUGGCCGCGCCGAGCCCAUCCCCGACAACGAGCUGCAAGAGCUCAUGGAGUCCAAGCCGUUUGAGUCCUUCGAGGGUAACGUCAUUGACGCCAAGGGCAAGGUCAUCUGGGAAGGUCAGCAGGUCGGCCAGGUCAUCGAGGGCGACUUGAAGGUCCUCCAGGGCAAGACCGUCGACCCCGACGGCGAGGUCCUCGACAAGGCCGGCAAUGUCAUCGGCAAGGCCGAGCGCUGGGAGGAAGAGGAGGUUGAGCCCGAGGCCGAGGUUGACAAGUCCAUCCUCGCUGGCAAGCGUGUCAACAAGUCUGGCAAUGUCGUUGACUCUGCCGGCGUCAUCUUCGGCCGUGUUGUCGACGGUGAUAUUAGCAAGAUGGUCGGCCGCAUGUGCAACAAGAACGGCGAGAUCUUGAGCGAGUCUGGCGAUGUCAUCGGCCACGCGGAGCUUGUUACUGAGGGCGAGCGCGAGGGUUCUAAGGAAGGUAUCUUCGCCGAGCUCAACGGCCUGACCGUCAACAAGGAGGGUCACGUCGUCACCCCCGGCGGCGACAUUGUCGGCCGCCUCGUGGAGGGAGACCCCAAGAAGCUUUCCGGCCGCACCGUCGACCAGGAUGGUGACAUCCUCGACGGCAAUGGUAAUGUCAUCGGCAAGGCCGAGCGGUGGGAGCCCGAGGAGGUUGAGAAGAAGAAGGGGGUCCUGGCUGGUCUGCACGUCAACCAAGACGGCAACGUUGUCGACGAGAACGGCAACGUUGUCGCCAAGCUCACAAGCGGUGACCCUCUCGUCUGCGCCGGUCUCGAGAUUGAUGACGACGGCGACGUCGUCAACAGCAAGGGCCUCACAGUCGGCCACGUCAAUCUGCUCUCCGAGAUCCCCGCCGAGGAGGGAGAGACCGAGGAGGAGAAGGAGGCACGCCUCCAGGCCGAGCAGGACAAGAAGCUCGCCACCCAGAUGGCCAUGUGCCUCGAGCAGUGCCUUGACAAGAUCAAGCCCAUCUGCAAGAUGAUCACCACCAAGAUCGAGGCGGCCGAGCGCCAGCCCGAGGACGAGCGCGACGAGGAGGCGCUCGUCAAGGAGGUCCGCCCCCUGAUCGAGGAGGGCAGCAACAUCCUCCGCGAGGCGCACGGUGUCAUCCGCGGCCUCGACCCCGACGGACACAUCCAGGCCAACGCCAAGCACAAGUCCGGCACCCGCGAGGCCACUCCCGAGGAGUUCCACCUUGCCGAGGUUAUCAAGGAGCUCACCGGCACCGUCACCGAGACCAUCGAGGGCGCCAAGCGCAAGCUCGAGGACAUGCCCCACGCCAAGAAGGAGCUCAACCCCCUCUGGGGCCUCCUGGGCGAGCCCCUCUUCCAGAUCAUCGCCGCCGUCGGCCUGCUGCUCACGGGUGUGCUCGGCAUCGUGGGCCGCCUGCUCAGCGGCCUCGGCCUCGGCGGCAUCGUCGACGGCCUGCUGGGCACCCUCGGCCUCAACAGGCUGCUCGACGGGCUUGGCCUGGGCUCCCUGACCGGCGCCCUCACCGGUAAGAAGAAGAAAUAA
Molecule: messenger RNA, 3009 nt
Organism: Diaporthe citri
Lineage: Eukaryota; Fungi; Ascomycota; Sordariomycetes; Diaporthales; Diaporthaceae
Exons: 2
Coding region: 1-3009 (1002 amino acids)
Source: RefSeq, a predicted model, not a curated record